CUGGUCGGGAGCGCGCAAGCGGAAGCGGGGUGCGAGUAAACAAGCUGUCAAUCCCGAGGUGAGGUUGGGAAUCGCAGCGCAGGCAGCCGGAGCCGGAGUCCGAGCCGGGGGGACGGAGCGAUGGGCGCCGCUCUCGGGGCUUGUUCUUUAGCCAGCUGGAUACCGUGUUUAUGUGGCAGUGCACCAUGCCUUCUUUGCGGAUGCUGCCCCAGUGGGAAGAACUCAACAGUGACUCGCCUGAUUUUUGCAUUCUUUCUGCUGCUCGGAGUGGGAGUGGCUUGUAUCAUGUUAAUGCCAGGAAUGGAAGAGCAGCUCAAGAAGAUUCCUGGGUUUUGUGAUGGUGGAAUGGGCACCACCGUCCCUGGUAUCCAUGGACAGGUGAACUGUGACGUGCUGGUUGGAUACAAGGCAGUGUACAGGGUUUGCUUUGGCAUGGCAAUGUUCUUCCUUCUGUUUUCCUUGCUGAUGAUUAAAGUGAAGAGCAGCCAGGAUCCACGGGCUGCAGUACACAAUGGAUUUUGGUUCUUUAAGUUUGCCACAGUGGUUGCAAUUACAGUGGGUGCUUUCUUCAUUCCAGAAGGACCCUUUACAACAGUCUGGUUCUAUGUUGGAAUGGCUGGUGCAUUCUGUUUCAUUUUAAUCCAGUUGGUCUUACUCAUUGAUUUUGCCCACUCCUGGAAUGAGUCAUGGGUUGAAAAAAUGGAAGAAGGCAAUUCCAGGUGCUGGUAUGCAGCCCUGCUGUCAGCAACUGGUGUGAACUACCUUUUGUCCUUGAUUGCCAUAGUUCUCUUCUACUGUUACUACACCCAUCCUGAGGGCUGCAUUGAGAACAAAGUCUUCAUCAGUUUAAAUAUGCUGUUAUGUGUGGCAGCCUCUGUUAUGUCCAUCCUGCCAAAGAUACAGGAAUCUCAGCCCCGAUCUGGUUUGCUGCAAUCCUCCAUCAUCACUUUGUACACCAUGUAUCUUACAUGGUCAGCAAUGACCAAUGAACCAGACCGAAAAUGCAAUCCAAGUUUAUUGAGCAUGAUUGGGUACAAUAGCACAGGGACUCAUGUCCCCGGUCAAGUCACCCAGUGGUGGGAUGCACAAGGCAUUAUAGGACUGAUCCUAUUUUUACUUUGUGUUCUUUAUUCAAGUAUUCGAACAUCAAACAACAGCCAAGUUAACAAACUCACGCUAACAAGUGAUGAAUCAACACUUAUAGAAGAAGGAGUUCCUCGAAGUGACAGCUCGCUGGAUGAUGGCAACAAUGCACAUCGUGCAGAGGACAAUGAAAGAGAUGGUGUCACCUACAGCUAUUCCUUCUUUCAUUUUAUGCUAUUUUUGGCAUCUCUUUACAUUAUGAUGACACUAACCAAUUGGUAUAGUCCCGACUCUUCUUAUGAAAUGACCAGCAAGUGGCCAUCAGUUUGGGUCAAGAUUUCUUCCAGCUGGAUUUGUAUUCUGCUCUAUGGAUGGACACUGGUUGCACCACUUGUUUUGACAACUCGUGACUUUGAUUGAAGAGCCAACAUUUAAAGCAUGUGGCUUGUUGUUUCAAUGUCUAGUUAGUCUUGUGAUUAAAACUCUGCUAACAGUAUUUGAAGACUACUGCAUAAUUAUAAACAUGGGUGUGUUAUGUAAUGCUUUUCACUUUUAUUGCAUGGCUAAUACCUCACCUUUGACGUGUUCAACAGAUUCAGUGGAUAAUCUAGUGCUGAUAAUUGAGAUGAAUGCAAACAUCAAAAUGAUUUGCCUAUGUUGAUGGUAAAUAUCAGUGUCCUAUUAAAAUAUUGUUGUAUACUAUU
Molecule: messenger RNA, 1787 nt
Organism: Mobula hypostoma (lesser devil ray)
Lineage: Eukaryota; Metazoa; Chordata; Chondrichthyes; Myliobatiformes; Myliobatidae
Gene: serinc1
Product: serine incorporator 1
Exons: 10
Coding region: 121-1503 (460 amino acids)
Cellular component (GO): membrane
Source: RefSeq, a predicted model, not a curated record